Molecule: messenger RNA, 1125 nt
Organism: Cantharellus anzutake
Lineage: Eukaryota; Fungi; Basidiomycota; Agaricomycetes; Cantharellales; Hydnaceae
Product: GDP-mannose 4,6-dehydratase
Exons: 10
Coding region: 1-1125 (374 amino acids)
Biological process (GO): GDP-mannose metabolic process
Molecular function (GO): GDP-mannose 4,6-dehydratase activity
Source: RefSeq, a predicted model, not a curated record
AUGUCCGACCUCGUCCCAGUCUCCAGUCUCGCCUUCUCUAGACAUGGGACGCCAGAGGAGUACCGAAAACGCAAAGUUGCCCUUAUUUCUGGUAUAACCGGACAAGAUGGAUCCUAUUUGACUGAGUUUCUUUUGUCCAAGGGCUAUCAAGUCCAUGGAAUUAUUCGACGGUCCUCGAGUUUCAACACUAGUCGGCUUCAUCAUCUAUAUGAGGAUCAACAUGAACGUCCUAACAAAUUCCACCUGCACUAUGGUGAUCUGGGCGACAGCACCAACCUUGUCUAUAUCAUCGCUCAAGUCCAACCAACUGAAGUAUACAAUUUGGGCGCUCAGAGCCACGUUAAAGUAUCCUUUGAAAUGGCGGAGUAUACAGGCGAUGUUGAUGGCCUCGGAACUCUCCGAUUGCUGGACGCGAUCCGCACUUGUGGGCUGCAGCACCAUAUCCGGUUCUACCAAGCAUCUACUUCUGAGUUAUACGGAAAGGUCGUCGAGACGCCUCAAUCUGAAACCACACCAUUUUAUCCCCGAUCGCCUUACGGUGUAGCUAAGCUUUAUGCAUACUGGAUUACCGUCAACUACCGCGAAGCAUACGAUAUAUAUGCCUGCAACGGUAUUCUCUUCAAUCACGAGAGUCCUCGUCGAGGAAGGACCUUCGUCACGCGCAAGAUCACUCGUGCCGUUGCAGAUAUUAAAUUGGGGAAGCAGCAUUGCUUGUACCUUGGUAAUCUCGACGCGAAGCGCGAUUGGGGCCACGCGCGGGAUUAUGUUGAGGGAAUGUGGAAAAUCCUUCAACAGGACAAGCCUGAGGACUUCGUUCUUGCUACUGGUGAGAUGCAUUCCGUGAGGGAGUUCGUCGAGAAGGCUUUUGCUGUCGUCGAUGUUACGAUCCAAUGGCAAGGCAGCGGUGUGGAUGAAGUUGGCAUUGACAGCAAAACGCAACAAGUAGUGGUCCGGGUUGACCCCCGGUACUUCCGGCCAGCGGAAGUCGAGCUCUUACUUGGCAAUCCAACUAAGGCCGAAAAGGUUCUUGGCUGGAAAAGGAAGGUCAAUUUCGACAGUCUCGUGACAGAGAUGGUGCAUGCCGACCUCAAAAGCUCCGGAAAUCUUGUGGAAGAUCACAAUUGA